Molecule: messenger RNA, 13788 nt
Organism: Cherax quadricarinatus
Lineage: Eukaryota; Metazoa; Arthropoda; Malacostraca; Decapoda; Parastacidae
Source: RefSeq, a predicted model, not a curated record
GCCAGGAAACAGCAUGAAGUGUAUGUAGCAACACUUCGAGAAAUUGGCUUGGAUGUCAUUGAAUUGCCGGCUGAUGAAAGUCACCCAGAUUGUGUGUUUGUAGAAGACAUAGCCAUUGUCUGCAAUGGAAUUGCAUUAUUGACCAGACCUGGUCAUCCAUCCAGAGAAAAGGAGGUGGAAUACAUGAGAGCCAUAUUAAAGAACGAACUUGAGCUUCCUGUGAUAGAAAUACCUGAUGAGACAGCUACACUAGAUGGAGGAGAUGUACUUUUCACAGGUAAAGAAUUUUUUGUUGGCUUGUCAUCCCGCACCAACCAGGCUGGAGCGUGUGCUCUGGCCUCCGCCUUCCCUGAGUUUCCAUGCACACCAAUCAAGGUGGAGAAGUCCCUCCAUUUAAAAUCAGCUGUAACUAUGGCCGGACCAGAUGUCAUGUGUGUUGGGAGUUCUCCUGAGGCGAAAGACAUUUUGAAGCGCAUCGAACGUGAAGCAACAUUCCGUUAUCAAACAUUGACUGUACCUGAUGAUAUGGCAGCUAAUGUUGUAUUUGCAAAUGGCUAUCUAAUGCAUCGUACAGGAGAUGAAUAUCCAGCUUCUGCAAAGGUGUUUGAGGAGAAGUUGUCUCAUUGGACAUUAAAACCAACAGCAUCGACAGAGAUGGAAAAAGCCCAGGGAAGUCUUACGUGCUGUUCCAUUCUCAUACGCAAGACUCGGCACCUCAAGAACAUCAUGUGAAAGUAAAUUGUAUGUUAGCAAGUCAGAUACAAUAAUGAAAACAUUUCAAACCGAAGCCUUUCUCAAGAAACCAGUGACUUGAAAUUUGAUAUCUGCCACAUACCUUUGAUGCCUCAAUAGUUUCUGGUGAUAUAUUCUUAAAAAAGCAGCCUGAGAACAUUCCAAUGCCUUCUACAAUCCAUGAUAUAUAGUGGGAUAACUAUGUUAGGAUAGGAGGCUGGAUUUUUUUUACAUAUUUCCUACCCUUUGUAAAAUUACACUAUGACUGCACCUUGAAUUUUUGUAAACUGAUGAGUGAUAUUAAUAUUUAAUUAAUUUUUCUAUAUUCUAGUGUUUUAAUAUACAAUACCAGUAUGGAAAGCUAAAAGAAACAAUAUAUCAUUAAAAUACUGUAUCUGUAUGCAGUAUUUAAAUUAGUGAAAUGUAUUCCAAAAAUAAUAUUUUUUCUGAUUUUAUUAAGAUGUAUGUAGUCCAGAGUGGUAAAGAUCUUACAAUUAUGAUACCAAACUUCUUCUGUUUUGGAAAUGCUAUUUGGGAAUCCUUUUGCCUUGUAAUUGUAUGCAUUUGUUGACUCUUCACCCACAUUAUUUUCCAGAUUGUUACAGGAGGCUUGUUAUGGUUAGAAAGACAAGUUCUGUGAUCAGAGGUUGGUUUGAAAUGCCAUGCUGUUGGUUUGUGUCCUGUUAGUGUAUGGCAUUCUGUUGUCACUGUUUAAAUCAACAGGCAAAACUAUUACUUUGCUCCAGAAAUAUUUUAUUCACUUUACAGUGAUGUCAGACAUACUGUGAUUACCAGACUACAGCUACACAGUUUUAGGCUAAGGGACAACGUUAAUGCAUAUUAAAGAUCUGGAUUUAGAGCUUCUUUUUUUAUUAUAAUAAUGAUAAUAAAGAUCUGGAGCUGACGAAGGAUUAAUUGUCAGCAUUCAUUUUAUUUAUUUUCUGGAAGACACCAAAGAGUAGGUAUACUGCACAUAUCAUUCUAAUAGUAUUUUCUUGAGAUGUAGUGUAACAUUCUGUGACUGUUUUCAAGACGUGUGGAACUUAGCUACAAUGUUGACCAUCCCAGAGAUUAAAAUGGUUUUUGAAGCUGGACGUUUUUAUCGAGGAAAUGGUUCUGCAUAGUCAAGAGGUAUAAAAAUUUACACAGGUCAUUUUGUCUGUGUAAAAAGUUCUUUCUGGUUGAUGCAAAAUAAGCAACAAACAUAUCAGUAAUAAUGAUAAUUACAGACAGAAGGUUAAGUAGAUGGACACAUACAGCUGAUGUAACAUUUUAUUGUGGCAGUGUUUCACUCUCCAGGAGCUUUGUCAAGUCAUUAUUAUAUGGCUUGACAAAGCUCCUGGAGAGUGAAAUGUUGUCACAACAAAAUGUCAGAUUAGUUGCAUCUGUGUACAUUUGCCUAAUAAGUAUAUUUAUACUAGCUUGUUGCUCAUCACUGCAUUGGUCAAGUGAAGUCUGAUAACACACUUUUAAACAUCUCAAUAAAAGUCGUGUUUUGUAUUUACCUUAUUUCAACCAUCUUGUUUAUUAGCCAUCUCUCUCCAUCUAAUAACUUUAGGUUUAAAGGUGCUAAGAUUCAUAUUAAUUUUAACAUUAUUCCUUACCUUUGUGCUAAAUAAUAAUAUCUAAAUAAUUAAUGGGUGUAUUUUGUUUUCUGAUCUUGUAAUCAUUUCUCCAGAAGUGAAUCCCAAAUUUUGUUAGUUUUUUUUUUAAUCCGAUUAUGUUAUGAUCUCACAAAUUACAGAAGUGAUUGAUUUUUUUUCUUGGUAAAUUAUCUACUGUGCAGGCUGCCAAUAUUAGGAAAAAGUUACUCUCAUAAACAUGAUCUUGACUUGCAUGCAAUUUAUGUUUUUAGGUUAUGAAUUACAGAUGUACUUCAUUUCAUAUUUUGUGUAACUGAUUUUAGAAUGUUUCAUCUGUGAUUUAAUAAGUUUUCUUCUACCAGUGUGAACAAGGUUGCUGAAUUGUCCACAUUUGGGGUACAGUAAUGCAAUGUGUGUGUGUGUGUGUGUGUGUGUGUGUGUGUGCACGCAUAGUACUAUCUGAAUUUUUGAAGAGUUGAGUUCCAGCUACUGGUCCUGCUUAUUAAGUUUCAAAAACUGACAAUAAGUAAUCAUGUCAUUCCUAAUUUUGAACCCAUGUAAAGUGCCUGCUUCCACCAUGCCCUUGUUUAGGUCCACUUUUUUCACCUAUCUUGUAUUAAACUUCCUAAUGUAUCCCUGCAGUUUACUUGCAUCUGCAAUUUCCAUACAUACUUUGUACUUAUUUCAUUCAUGUGAAAAUGAGUCCAUCCUUGUAUACCCUCUUGGUGCCCAAAAUACUUUGUAUGUCUUAAUCAUAUUCCCUCUCUUUAUUCCUCCAACAAUUUGUUGUGUAUUCUUGAGUAUAGAUUGACCUCUUGUAUAAGUCAACCCUUGACUCCAAAAAAUUCUUUGUUUCACACAUCUCAUGUUUAAAUCUCUUCUAGUUUUUGAGACACAGUAGAACAUCAGUUGAGAAUAAAAGUACUGCAUGUUUGUAUUAUGUUGUUUGGUACAUGUUUUAGCCUGUCUAAGUUUAGUCUUACAUAUAUAUGUAUGUAUAGGAAGAGACUAAAAUAAAGUGAAAACACAAACUGGGCUGAUGUGGUGUUGGAGUCGCUAUAUUGAGGUCACGUGAGCAGCAUGACUUGCUUCAUGCUUCAACAAAUGUAGUCUUUCAAUCUAAUAAAAAUAGAGGAACACUGGAAUAAGCCUACUUACCAGCUAGUACUUGGUAGGUCCUGCUAAGCCCAAUCAUUCCCAUUUAUUGACAACUGUUGACAAACCAGUGCUUUUUUAAAUAAAAAUGAGGCACUGCAUUUAGCCUAUUCUAGCAGGUUUUCUCGCCCAACCAUUUGUACUCGUGAAACUAAUCUCAGAUUAUUGCUUUCACACUUAACAGAAAAAUGCUGCAGUAGACCUACUGGCCCUUCUAUGCAACUAUGUAUUUCCUACAUAAUAGAGGAACACUGCAGUAGGGCUAUUGGCACUUACUAGGGAGGUUCCUCUCAUCAGCCAUUCUCACCUGCAUGUACCUUUAUUUCUAAAUCAGUGCUUCUUUAUAUAAAAACAAACAGAUAAGUACCACAUUAGGUUUACUGGUCCAUGAUAUGCAGGUCCUAUUCUCAUUUAACCAUUCCCACUUGUGUAUUUGUUAAACGUAUUUUUUAUAAUCGUGUAAGAGUAGCAGGUUAGAAGCAUCAUAGAGUAGGACCCAAGUAUCUGCGGGUUCGGUUUCCACAGUAGGUCUUGGAACGUAUCCCCUGUGGAUAUGGGGAUGGAGUAGUGGAAGUUAACUUUUUCAUCCAUCAUAUAUCCUUCAAAGUACAGUAUAAGUGUUCCUCUUAUGCUGUACAUACAUUUCAUGCCCUUGGCCUCUGUAUUAGGCUCAGGCAGGCCAUAAAGAAUUACACAAUAAUCUUGGAUGCAUGUUGGAAACCAUGCCAGUAGCACAUGAUGAGCAUAAAUCGCAUUUAUGGAAUUGCCAAAAGAAAUAAGAUAUUGUGUAAUAGUAAAGUUUCAUAAAGUGAAUGAGCAAGCACAGUGGUACCUCGAGUUUCAAACAGCUCCCAACUCGAACAAUUGUGUAAGUGUAUUUUUGUGAGUGCUUUUGUAAGUAUUUUUGGGAGUCUGAAACAGACUAAUCUGAUUUACAUUAUUCAGUAUGGGAACAAAUUCGUUUGGUAACGGCACUUGAACAGCCUUCUGGAAUGAAUUAAGGCCAAAAUUCGAGGUACCACUGUAGUUUUAGAUGAGGGGGAAUGUGUAAUAUGUAAUAGGCAAAACAUUCCUAAUAUAGCCAGUAGGCCUACUGCAUUGCUGCUCUUUUUUUUUUUUUUUUUUUUUUUCAGUGUAGGGAGUUUAGAGAUUUCAACCCAUGAAUAAGUUGAUGCUGUACAUUUUGCCAAAAAAAUUUUGGCCACUAAACCUAGACCUAUACUCUAGUAUAAACAGUAAGGCCAGUCUCGCAUUUCUUUCUUGGUAGCUCACUACUGUCAACUCAGGCACCAGCCUGUAUGCACUUCUUUGUACUUUCUAAGAGUUUCACUUUGUGUUUUAUUAGGACAGGAUUUCGUAUAGGUGUUGCAUAUUUGAGAAUGGCUUUCAAACUCAUAAGUUGCUGAGCUUAACCUGUGCUGCUAACCUGUUUUUGUGCUAGAGGGAACAGGUUUGGGGCAGUUGAUAUUUCUAGAUUCUCUUUAACUGCAUUUGUGAGCUCAUUUUUCCCCUAGGUGAUACACUACACUCAACACCCACCCACCUUCCCACAUCUCCCAGUUUUUGAACUUGGCUUUUGUCUAGGUUAAACUCCAGUAGUCAUUUAUUUAACUAUUCUUAGUCUGUCCAAGUAUUCAUGUGAUCUCCUUCUAUCCUCUUCAUUUAUAUUUUUAUUAUUAUGGCAACUUUUAGAGAGAGUGACAUGCAGGAGUUUAUUUCUCUUGUCAGGGUGUUGAUAUACAAUAUGAAGAAUAUGGGACCCAACACUGAUCAUUGUGAUUACUUGUGUGUGUACACACAAGUACAGGAGUGUUGUUUGUGAUUUCCAUAUUUUUCAAAUGACUAAAAACAUGUUUGAUAUAAAGACACAUUAUGGGAUUGUCUAUCACACCAAUUAUUUGGUUGUAGUGAUAUUGUAAAUUAUAAUACAGUCUUUACUAGUUAGCUCCAUGUCUCUUUGAACAAAGAUAUUUUGAAUACAUUUGAAGGUAUCUAAGAUGUCCAACCAAUAUAAUAAGAGCACCUUACAGAGAGUUCAUAGCCUAGCACUUGUGUUCCACCAGCAGCUCAUAGCAGGGAUCUCUUAAAUACAUGUACAAUAUUGGUAUUUAAUCCAUUUUUAUUGAAGUUUAGUAUUGCAUUGAAAUCUGACCAAAAUGUGCAUAUAAGUAUUGAGUGGUUAUUGAAAAUUAAAGUUGAUUUCAUUGUACUCUAUUAUAUAGAUACAGAUUUUAAGGUGAAACAUUUGUACUAGGUAUUGACUAAAAAUAUCAAGACUUAGGGCCUAUAAACAUCAAUGCCAGUAGGUCCUCACAAAUGAAGUGAUAUUCCUUGUUCUCAGGAAUGAUUUUUGUAAAUACUUGUAUUAACUAAUUAGAAUUAAAUACGGGCAGUAUUUUGAAUAGUAGAUUAUAUUCUCGUGAAAAAUGCAAAUGUGCUGACCUCGUGUUCAACGAUUCAGAUAUUUGUACUUGAUAAUUCAAUUAGUUAUGGCACUCUUACUCUCAGGCACUUUAUGGCCCUUAUGGGUUUGAUAUAAUAAUAUGGCACUCCUACAUCUUUGCAAACCUUACAAAUUCUAGUGUUACUUAUAAAAUGCAGGGUACUAUGCAGCAUUUAAAUGCAAAUUUCUUCAGUUCGAUCAAUGCUCUGUGAGUGUUUCUAGUUUUUUCAGGUUGCUGUAUGAUCUAUUAUAAGGUGAAUGACCCAUGUGGGUUUAAUGUUUUUUCACUACAUUUACAAUAAUAUUACAACUGAAGGUCAUGUGGUUGUAUUUAGGAACCAGGGCAAAAGCUUUCAUUUUUAUAUAUUGUCUUUCUCUGCCUGCAUGUAAUUUUAUUGUGAUGAUACAGUGCAUUGGUUACAUGCAUAUUGGUUGUAUAUGCAUUGGUGGCAUACACAUUGGUUGCAUACAUGUUGGUUGUAUACAUAUUUUUUUGUACACUUGCAUCGAUGGUGAUGCAAAGACAUGGCAGAGAUAUGAUGGUAUAGGCCAAGUGAAGUAGUCAGUCAUGCCAACAAUGCACUUCAUCAGAAUUGAGACACCUCAGACUUCACCCCUCUACAUAAUCCUUAGUGGACCAGUAGUGGUGCCAAGGUACAUAGAGCAGGUGCAGGAGAAAACUGAAGUUUCCUAUAAUCUUAGCCAGCUACCAUCCCAACCCCCAUAAAGCUCCCUGAAAUGAAAAAAAAACCUAGCUUCAGGAUAAGACCCCUAGCUUCUUCUCACGAGCAGAUUGCCGCCCUGUGCAUAGCAAUUCCUGUGCACUGGUAUUUAGUAAUUUUGAAUUUGGCACUAUUUUAUUGCAAGAACGGCAUAUCUUGGUGCAAAGAUGUGACACAUCAAUACUUUCUGGAAUAUAAAAGGUUUCUACAAGACCUUUCAUAUUUAAGAAUACCACCAGUGCCAUGUUUCUUUACUAAUUAGAAGCAAUGCUGCCAUCAAAAUGAUAUGAAAACUCUCCUCUGAUUAUUCAUGCAGGCACAGGUUUCACUCACUUUAUGCAGGUUUGCUUUAUAUGAAUUCUCUGUGUUGACCAUCUUAGCCCUGGUGGGUUUGGUGCUUAGUUCUGAUUGUAAUAUUGAUAACAAAAAGGCACAAUACCGUGACUGGAACAAUACACAAAUAACCCGCACGUAGAAGAGAGGAGCUUACGACAACAUUUCGGUCCGACUUGGACCACUUGCAAAGUCACACAGUGUGACUUUGUAAAUGGUCCAAGUCGGACUGAAACAUUGUCGUAAGCUCCUCUCUCCUAUGUGCAGGCUAUUUUUGUAUCGUAAUACGUAUUGAUAAUAUGUGACGACCAGUUCUCCCUAUACUGUUAGUUCGGCUCACAGAAACGUUUUUUUAAGAUUUUUAGCAUUGGCCAUCUUUCAUCAAGGUAGGGUGAUCCAAAAAAGAAAACACUUUUACCAUCAGUCAUUCAGUCACUGUUUUGUUAGACAUAUAUUGAUAUCAGUCGUGAUUCUCUGAUCUGCAAAGUUCCUACUCUUCCUCUAGAGUGCAGGUACUGUAUUUCCCACCACCAGGACUUGAGUUUGGCUAACUGGUUUCUGCAACAAUUUCUUUACAAAUGUUCUGUAGUAUCAAGUGAGUAUCAGGUUACAGAAAUCACUUACCACUUAAUAUGCCUAAUUAAGUGUUGAUGGGCACCCAGUUGAGCCCAGUACAGCCAUUAUAGACCUGGAAUGCAUCCGCUGCAUAAAGUGAAGAGUACCUGUACUAUACAUGAUCAGAAACUACAGUUGUAUGUGUCAGUAUCAAUAGUUAACUACAUGUGAGUGUUUUUCUAUUUUCAAUGUCCAACCUGAGGCCAGACUUAACUGUUGAUUUAUUGAUCAUCUAGACUGUUGUUGUCAGCAGUUUGCAGGCCUACAUAGCCAUCACAGCUUGGCUGAUCUGAGAGUAUUGUAAAAAAAUGUAAGCAGUUGUAAUUCAGUCUUGUAAAAGUGCCUCGGAAAAUGAUAAGAAUGUUGAUUUGGUGUGUGUUUCUGCAUGGGUGUAUGUAUACUUAUUUUUUAAGGGAUUAAUGUGAGUGGACCAAAUAUGGGUCAGUUCCCUCCCCCCCCCCCAUCUUACAUUUAUGCCAUGAGGGAAACUCAUUGUUGUAUACUGUGUGGCAUUCAUUUUUGUACAUGCAGUAUGUAUGUGUACAUGUCGUGCUUCAUAACCAGAGUAAGCCAAACACAUAAGCAACCCUCACCCUUGAACCCUGUGUAUAAUUGGCAAAGUAGAUGCAUUGUGAUUAUAUUGUGUUGUGAAUCUUGACUUGUCAUCGAAAUUAACCAUUUGAUUACAUUAUCAAAAUUCUCGUGCAUCACUAAGCAGUAUGAGGGAAAACUGAAAUGUACAUCAUAUGUAAGUUUUAUUUUUUUCAAUGCACCAGCCAUAUCCCACCAAGGCAGGGUGAUCAAAAAAGAAAAACAAAAGUUUUUCUUCUUAAAUUUAGUAAUUUAUACAGGAGAAGGGGUCAUUAGCCCCUUGCUCUCGGUAUUUUAGUCACCUCUUACGACAUGCAUGGCUUAUGGAGGAAGAAUUCUUUUCCUAUACACUCAGUGUUGUAACUGGAAGAUACAUGAAAGCCUUGGUAAUGUGUGCUGAGCAGAUAGUAAUCUUAUUUUUUCUUUGUAUUUAUCAUUCCUUGGAUUUUCUUUUCCAUUGAGAAUUACUCCUCAUUAUUAUUUUUUAAGUGCUCAUAAUUUUUUUGGGAGGUCGAAACUUUUUUGUACCCAUUUACAGUAAGACGUACUUAUAAAAUUGCAUAUAUGUUCUUAUGAGCAAGGUUUCUUAUUUAAAUAAAGUAAUAGAGUAGUACUACACAUUAUGAUUUCAUUUUUAGUGUUUUUGAAACUUCAAACGUUUUAUUAUGUACACAUUUAAAUGCAGUAGCCCCUAUUCACACCAUUGAUUAAGAACAAAUAAUAGGUAAUGAUGCAAGCUUUGGGGAUAACUGUUAUUAAUAUUAUUAAUUAUUAUUAAUGAUACAGGUAAGAAUUGUGAUUCAUAUUUUAGCAGAUGUUAGUUGAGAGCUCCUUUUGAUGAAUGUGCUAGAUUUUCAGAAUGUAGUAUAACAUAAUUUUAUAUAUAUAUUUAUAUAUUAAAAAUAUUUGAAAAUGUGUGCAGGAAGUUUGUCUGUACUAACUUUCUUAGAUGAUACCAAAAUGUGUCACUUAGACUAUCCAGAACUCAUUGUUUAUUUCUGAAAGACUUCACAUAUUGUAUUGAUACUGAAAAUUUAUCUACUAGCAGGUACACAACUAGACAGUAUGUAUUUAAACAAUUUAGAGAUAUCUGCUGCUGAUAUGCCAUUGUUAAUUAAUUUUUAAAUGACUUAUUCUGGCUCAAAAUCAUAAUAUCAUGAUUACCAUUGGUUUGAAUGCCACCUGCUCUGUGAAUUACUAAACUUCUGUAAUGAGGGUUGGGGUGUUUUGUCUCUUUUUGUGUAUUCUGCACUAUGCAUUAUUUUUUGGGGAGAAAAAUAAUUUUUACAUGAACAAAAAGGCACAACGCUGUGACUGGAAUACAGAAAUAACCCGCACAUAGAAGAGGAAAUCUUACGACGACGUUUCAAUCCAUCUUGGACCAUUUACAAAGUCACACUAACAUGAAAGAUAGGGGGAGACAGUCUAUUUAGGCAAGCAGACAGGAAUGGGACCAAGAGUGGUAGUAGUGGUUUUUUAAUGACGAUAAUUGGUUGACAGGAAUUAAUAGCUGGUAUUUUCUGCAUAUCUAUACAAGAGUCGAGUUAUGAAUACAGUACAGGUAUACUGUAAAUUAAUUAAUUUUCAUAUAUUGGAAGUGGUAGUAGUAGUAGUAGUAGUGGUAGUAUACAGUAGGAAGAGUGGUUUAUGUGGGACAAGAUAUAGAAAAAGGGAGUGAAGGGUGGUGGGAGACAAAAGUAGUUGCAAAAGUAGUAGGAAAGGAAAUAGUAGUAGUGGGAGUGGGGUCAGUCAAAAGAGAAGAAAGAGGAGCACUGCAGGAGAGCUAAGGGCCCACGAAGGGUAGGACCAUAAACAUGAGGGGAGGGGGGUAACUGAAGGACAGGACACCCUAGGCAUAUGAAAGAAAAAAUAAAGAAAGAGAAAUGAAAAAUAGGAAAGAAGAGGCAGAGAGAGAGAAGGAGAAGAAAUUAUCAGGUUAAUUCACAUAUGUUCUGGAGUUUAGAGCAUUUGACAAUGUAAUGAGAAAUGAAGGCAUCUACAGGGACAAAGCCAGGACUAAGAUUCCUAUACAAGAAAAGAUGUGAAUAAGGGGUGAUUCAACAAGACGGCGACUGUGAAAGUUAGAAGCAGGGAAAACAAUUCUAGCAGAGGAUCAGUCAAUAGGAUGACUGUGAUCUCUAACAUGACAGAAAAGAGCAUUGUUGGUGUCAGCAAACCUAACACUUCAUUUGUGCUCCUUGAGCCUGUCAGAGAGAGAGAGUGGCCAAUUUCUCCAGAGUACUGAAGAGGAUAAGAGGGGCAAGAAAUAGAAUAGACACCAGGAGCAUUUAUAGCAAGAGGAGAGGUACGGGCUAGAUUACUGUGGAGGGUGUUAGUUUGAUGAAAAGUAAGUUUGAUGUCUAAGGAACAGAAAGAAUUGUCAAGGUUAGAAAGACUGGAAAUAUAGGAAGGCAGAGAAUAGAAGAUUUCACAGGAUUAGAGAGUUUGUGAGAGAAGAAAGUCUGUUUAGCCUGUGAGAAGGCAGUUUACGAAAUAGGAAGGGUAGCCAAGAUGAGAGAAUGAAUUACGAAGAGUGGAAAUUUCUGAUUUAAUUAACCGAGGGUCACAAAUGUGGAGGGCACCUUCCUGUCUGCUCACCUAUAUAUACUGGCUCCCUCUAUCUUUCAUGUUAGUGUAAUUUUGUAAAUUGUCCUAGACAGACCGAAACAUCAUUGUAAAAUUCUCUGUUCAUUGUGAAGGUUGUGUAUUGUGUAAUGUGUCAUUUUUACAUGUUUGUAUAUAUGUGUGGGAGAGUUUGUGUAUGCGGAUCUUGUAUUUGUGCAAGCGUUUUAUAUACUGUACCACACUGUGAAAUGUGUGUGUGUGUGUUGUUCUUUGUACUGCUGUUUCCAUGUCAUUUUUAAUCAUAAAUAUACUGUGCACUCCACAGUUACUCUUGUGAUGUGUGGAAAGAGAGGACGGGAGAUACUGUAGAUGGUGUGGUUAAAAAUUGUCGUAAGUAUGUUUGUUGCCUUAAUAAGGAUUGCAAUAGUGCUUGUGGCUUUAAGAUGUAACAAGGUUUGGAAUGAGGUGAAGUAAUAUUGAAACUAAGGACUGGCGUUUUAUGAUUUACCUAGGUCAGAAAGGGAAUUCUACAUCUUUGAAUAAUCUAAUUUUAGGCUGUGUUAUGCUCAUUGGUAAUUGGUAUCUCAUUUUGUUCCUAAUUAUCUUAUUUGUUUUAUGAUUAAGAUUUUACUGUGGUUUUGAGGAAUAUAAUAAUUUUUCGCCUUUUGCGACCAUAAUGGCUCUUUACCACUUAAUAUGUAAUUUAACUGCUGAGAGAAACUGACAGUUCCAUCCAGAAAUAUCUAAUUUUUUGAGCAGAGAUUUGUGUGUGCAUGGUUGAGUUAGGCUUAUUAUUCUAUUUUUGAUGGUAGAUGACAGAGCUUGUGACCCAGGGAACAAGAAUGGGUUUUAAUACCAAGGAGAUGGUGUUGAAUUAAAAAAUUUUAAGUGAGCUAAGUUGCUAAAUCUGUACUGCAAUUUGAGUUCAUUUAAAAGGGUUCAAUCAUCUUUCAGUUGCUAUUAUAUACUAAACUAGUUAUUUAUUUAGUUGUCAUUUCUCAGUAUAAAAAUGGCUUAAUUUUGUUUCCAGUGCUAAAAAUUCAUAAUAAAACACUGAUUUGAAAAACCUUUGCAUCUGAUAUUUUAAUGCCUGGUGGUCCACAUAAUUCAGGUUCUCUUAUUGUAGAUUAUUGUGCAUUUCCUUUUGGGUGCAUUUGCUUAAGUAUUACUGUACAGUACAGUACACAUGAUGAAAGUAUUUUCUUUUUGGGGAUUUUCUUUCUUGUUUGGGUCACCCUGCCUCUGUGGGAGAUGGCCAACUUGUUAAAAAAAAAAAAAAAAGUACACAUCCUCUUGGGUACAUAUUGCUCGACCAAAAUUAUUUCACACUUCAGCAUUCCUUGCUGGCAUUAAAUGCCAGUUUACUUUUUCACAUUUUAUAUAACUUAUUUAAAUUCUUAAAAUAUAAGUAGAUUUGGUUAACACAAUAUUGCUAGUUUUUGUAUUAUACAGUAUCUGUUUUGCUGGAUGAAUUUCAGUUAACAGAUUACCUCUGUAAAUGGAGGGAAUUACUACAGUAAAUCAUUCCUAUUGUUGACUCGCUAAAUCCCAGCGAGAUUUCCCAUUAUGAAAAUCAAGGUUUGACAAGAGUGUUGCUAAAAUAGUCAUGAGAUAUUGGUAGUUUGUGCUAGAUCAUGUGGUGCAUCAGAACUUUAAGUGAUAAACACAGGGUUUUGACUUCUUUCGGUGCACUUGGGAUUUCAUGUGGUAAUGAGGUUUGUUUACUCGCUCACUUACACCCAGUAGAACACCUGUGAAGAAACGUUGUAAACAACCCGAGUGAAUGGUGAUUGUUCUCCAUUCCGCUUGUGCUAAAUGGUCCAAACAGGUUUAGCUCUUUACAGAGAAUUUUUUUUAUUGUGCUAUGAGAUUUGAACUACAUCAAAGAGGCUUCUCUGCAAUUGAUUUGAGUAUGUAUAUGAGAGGAAAGUAUAAUUUGAAUAUUUAGUUGGGUAAUAUUUUAUUAAUUACUUUUAUCUUGGGUGGUAUAAGUGUGACUUGUUGACCAAAAAUGUUAUAAGAUUUAUCUGUGAAGUUUUCCAUUGUUUAUGAUAAAUAUUUUAUUUGUCACUUGUCAAAUUAUUUGUCUACCCAUGGUAGCUCCCAUACAUGGCCAACAUUGCAUUUUAUCCUAAACAUCUGUGUUAAAAGGUUAGCUCAGUAUACUUUAUUUCAAGGGACGAUAAACUGCCAUUGAUAUAACCUGUUUAAAGUAAUUCUAGGUUUAAGUAUAAAUACUGUAUACUGUAUCAGUAUUUCAAAUUUUAUAUUAAAAAUGUUUAUUAGAACAGUACAUAUAUUGUUAUAUGAUAUAGGUGUGUGUCUAUGCCUGCGAUUAAAGUAUACAGCCUGAACCUUCUCUAUGUUGCAACUGUUGCCUUAAUGUAGCCUUCCGGUCAUAUUCUUAAAUAUCACCCAAGUUACUGUGAUAACUUGCAACAAGUUGACACACAAUUUUGCAGUGUGACGCUAUAUAAUUUUUGGCCGUAUUACUAAGUCAUUAAGAGUGGUACACUCCUCAGGUGUUGUUCAAGAAUAUGGCCCUUUACGUACUAAGAAAAAUCCUUGAAAAAUAAAAACAUAUUCCUAAAUAUAGAUAAUUUCUAACUAUACAGUAAGGAAUGUAUUUAAUACAUGGAAUUUGUCACACCUUCUGUGAGUUAUUUUUCUCAAGUAUUAGCAGGUAUACCUGAAGGGUGUUCCAGGUAUACUUAGGUACUACUUAUAUUAGUGAGAGUAUGGUGAAAAACUAAUAUUAAUGCUUUAGAUUUUAACUGCAUAAACUCCAUAGCUUUUAAAUUGCUACUGGUGUAAUCCUAAAUUAUGCCUUUUUUUUUUUUUUUAAACAUACAUUCUCGCUUUCCUCUUUCACAGUAGCUUUAGUACACUGGCAUCCUCGAAACCAUUUCUCUAAAAUUUGUCUAAUGCCAGUUUGACAAAGAAUAAUGACCACAAGUAAAUUUUGAAGUAAAUUUUGGCACCAUGUUAAUGUUGUAAAUACAAUACUUAUUUCACUCAAUAAUAUUGUGUGUGUGUGUGUGUUUAUACA